CUUUGUCCAUCCGAAUACACCCUCACCGUCUCCCAGCGCUCUCCCCCGCCGCCGCCGCCGCCGCGGCCAGCGGGCCAACCCGCUGGCUCGCACGCCCCCUUCUCCUCUGCCGCUCUCCUUCCUGAAGGUUUGAGAGGAUGAGGAACAUAAAUAGAACGAGGAUUUAGAGGAGGUCUGGUAGAAGAACGGGAGGUAAAAGAGGCAACUUUAGAUAUGGAGAACAGGGCAAUGGAGGGGAAUUUGAGAGGCCAACGACUAAUAGAGAAGGAAAACAAGGGAACGGAUUGAGAGUUUUACAACCAUCACAAUAACAAGGGUAGAACCUGGCUAAAAACCCAAAACCCUAGAGAUAACCCCUCCCAAAAUCAUAAACUUUCUCUUCUAGAGACGAGAAAAUGCUAUUUUUCAGCAGAAAGCCAUGGCAACUGCUCGUCCGUUUCGGAAGAACCCCAGCUUUCUCCGGCACCCAGAGAUCAAAUUAUGUGGAUGUGAAGAUGGAGUGGAAGAAGGACCCCUUCUUCGACUCCCUUGACAUCCUCACAAAGGGCAGGGACCUCCGGCCACUUGUCUCCCUCAAGAACAUCAUUGCCCAAGAACCCGAUGCCCGCAUCCCCAUAUCUGCUGUCUCCAAGCGAGGCCGGGAGCUCGAAAUCGCUGGCCGUGUUGCCAGCUUCCUCCGGCGGUACCCAGCUGUGUUCGAGGAGUUCACAGGACCCAAGUACAACCUCCCCUGGUUCAGACUGACUGAAGAAGCUGCUGAGCUUGACAGAAAGGAACGUGAAGUGUACGAGACACGGCGGGUGGAGAUAGUGGAUAGGCUGAGGCGGUUGAUCCUGAUGUCGAGAGAGAGAAGGCUUCCAUUGAGAAUAGUUCAGGGAAUGCUGUGGUACUUAGGAUUGCCUGAAGAUUUUCUUCAAAAGCCCGAGGAGAUUUCAAAAGGGUGCUUCCAAAUCGUUGAAUUGGAAGAUGAGGAGCAGGGAUUAAGUGCCGUAAUUGAUCGAGAUGAGCCGGUUCUUUCUGCACUUCAGAGGAACGAAAUAAAGAAGUUAAAUGGGACUGUGGAGUCACUGCCAUCAGCCAUUGCUUUCCCUCUCUUCCCUUCGAAAGGUCUUCGCUUGAAGCGAAAGAUCGAGCAUUGGUUGGAGGAAUUCCAGAAACUCCCCUAUGUCUCCCCUUAUGAAGAUUUUUCGCAUUUGGACCCAAGCAGGAAUAUUUCAGAGAAGCGGGUUGCGGGAGUUCUUCAUGAACUGCUUAGCCUCUUUGUAGAUAAUUCUGCUGAGAGGCGGAGGCUGCUCUGCCUCAGAAAGCAUUUGGGAUUGCCGCAAAAGUUCCACAAGCUAUUUGAACGCCACCCUCAUGUGUUCUACCUCCUGUUGAAGAACAAGACCUGCUUUGUUGUCCUCAAGGAGGCUUAUUAUGCCAGAUCAACCACCACAAUUGAGAAGCACCCGAUGCUUGAGGUGAGGAAGAAAUAUGUUGGAUUGAUGAAUAAGUCAGAGGCUAUUCUGAGAAGCCAGAGGAGCAGGAAACCUUUGGCAGACGAUGCAGAGGGAGGCCUCGAUGCAGCUGUAGAUUCUGAGAGCAGAGAAGAUUAUGAUGGGUUAGAUGAAGGCAUGGAAGAGAAUUUGUGAAGUUAGCACUGCUAGUUAGUCUGGACCAAAGAUAAAAAGAUUAAUUUGCAUUAUCUUGUCACAAGUUCAAGGAAUACUGGAUACUGGAAGGUGGAACCAGGAAACAGUUGAUCUAUUCAUUGAACAAUAAAGCAAGCUAUCCAAUAUUUACUCAUGGAUGAUAUGGUUAUUGAGAAUUUUAGAAGUGAAAUGUGUAACUUAUGAUCAUGCAUUCAGGCUGGAGGUGUUAGCUAUAACCAAGUGAUUGAGAUCGAACAUAACUUAGGCUGAAACUGAGCCUUUGUGGUUUGACAUCUAUUUUUGGUUGAAACAUAUUUAGCUGCUUUGUUCUGAAAACAAAAAAUGAAAAGCACAAAACUGAGCAUGUCUGAGUUAAAUUGUCAACAGUAAAGCUUUUCAUAAUUGCUGCAAGAAAUGAAGGCCUUCCUAGUACUAAUUAGUCUAUGUUUUUAGAUUCAAUGGUGAGAUGAAUAGGAACAAACUUCAAGCUCAGAAUGGAGGCCAUGCCAUGUUUUGCAGUCUCAUUGGCAAAUAUUGACUUCUUCUUUGCAAACUCGGGAAAGGACAGGCAACAGUGAUUUUUGGUUCACAUAACCAUAACCUUUGUCAGCAUCAACUGGAUAAUCACUUGAAAUCUUCUUCUUAUCCAUAGACAAAAGUUACACAAGGGAACAGAAGUUUAUACUCAUUUUCUGCUUCUCCGACCUUGUGAGAUCACAUGAAACACAAGUUUUUCAAUGCAAACCAAGUGUUUGUAGUGCUGUUUUUUCUCCUG
Elaeis guineensis (African oil palm) is the source of this 2406-nucleotide messenger RNA. Its product is annotated as protein WHAT'S THIS FACTOR 9, mitochondrial. The record is from RefSeq and is a predicted model, not a curated record. Gene Ontology annotation, molecular function: RNA binding. Lineage: Eukaryota; Viridiplantae; Streptophyta; Magnoliopsida; Arecales; Arecaceae.